UGCUCGUACAAUGCGAUUCAUGUAAAAUGCUACACAUUCUGCUUAUCAUCUCUUGAUAUAGCGAUGGUCUGAUUAUGGCAUCGAGAGAUUUUGCUUGUUUGCAUCAACAGUUUUAUUGUGAUCAAUCCCAUCAAUAGUUUUUUUAAUAGGAAUCUGAACUUUUGGGAAUACUGAAAACGUUAUCAUCCCUCUGUAUGAAUCUUUGGUGUUCUUAGAACUGUUAAUGUUUGUUUGGUUUUGAAAGCUGCACUCUUUUCAUUCAUUUGAAACUUGCUUUAGAAAGGGCAUUCAAGUGAAAAUGCUUCCAAUGCUUACCGAUGGCAAUGACAUUGCGGUAAUACGGGAUAUUUUCCACGCUCGAACCACAAUUAUAAAAUGCCAUUGUCAUCCACUGUUCAUCCCGAUCUCACAGCAUUAUGUAGAGAGGGUCGGUUGAAGGAGGCACUGCACAUUCUGUUAACUACACACAACCCCCCUGAACACUACUCUACCUAUUUUCAAUUAUUGCAGAUUUGUUUACUCAAGAAUGCCCUUUCACAAGGCAAAAAAAUCCACUGUUUCAUUGCUCACAGGCGGUUUGCAUUUGCUACACGCAUAACUUUUCAUAAUAAACUUAUUUACAUGUAUGUCAAGUGCGAAAGUUUGGCUGAUGCCCGUAAAGUGUUCGAUCACAUGAAAGAACGAGAUUGCCUCUCAUGGAAUACGAUUAUUGCCGCUUACAGAAGAUAUGGGUAUCCUCACGAGGCAGUCGCAUUGUUUCGCCGUAUGCAACAAACAGGGCUCCAACCCGAUCAGUUUACAUUUGCCAGCGUACUCCCAGCCUGUGCCAAAAUGGGAGCUUUGGAACAGGGUAUAGAUAUCCAUAAAAGCAUAAUGGAUAGAGGAAUUUUGUUAGAUAUUGUAGUUGCAACUGCCCUGGUAGACAUGUAUGCAAAAUGUGGAAGCAUAGACAGAGCACGUGAAUUGUUUGACAAAAUGCCUCAAAGAAAUGCAUACUCCUGGAAUGCCAUGAUUGCAGGAUAUGCACAAAAUGGGUUUGCUGAAAAGGCAUUAGAAACUUUCAACCAAAUGCAAAUUGCAGGUAUAAAGCCAGACACUGCAACUUUUGCCAGCAUACUCCCUGCCUGUGCCAAAAUGGGAGCUUUGGAACGAGGUACAUACAUUCAUCGAAGCGUAAAGGGUAGUGGAAUUUUGUCAGAUGUUGUAGUUGCAACUGCCCUGGUAGACAUGUAUGCAAAAUGUGGAAGCAUAGACAAGGCGCGUGAACUGUUUGAUAAAAUGACUCGAAGAAAUGUGGUCUCAUGGAAUGCCAUGAUUGCAGGAUAUGCACAGAAUGGAUUUUUUGAGAAGGCUCUAGAAACUUUCAACCAAAUGCAAUUAGUAGGUGUGAAGCCAGAUUCUGCAACCUAUGCCAGUAUCCUUCCUGCCUGUGCCAAAAUGGGAGCUUUGAAACAGGGUAUGGACAUCCAUCAAAAUAUAAUGGAGGGGGGAUAUUUGUCAGAGAUUAUGGUUGGAAACGCUCUGGUAGACAUGUAUGCAAAAUGUGGAAGUUUAGACAAAGCACGUGAUUUGUUUGACAAAAUGCCACAAAAAAAUGUGGUCUCAUGGAAUGCCAUGAUUGCAGGAUAUGCACAAAAUGGAUUUUGCAAGGAUGCUCUCAAAACCUUUGAAUUAAUGAAGCACUCUGGAACAUAUGCCAACAUUGUAAGCUUUGCUUGUGUUCUAUGUGCAUGCAGCCAUGCAGGUUUAGUCGAUGAGGGCUGUACAUACUUCAAUUACAUGACUGACGCUUAUUGUAUUAAACCCACAAUUGAUCAUUAUGUGUGCAUGGUUGAUCUUCUUGCCCGUGCUGGCUAUCUUGAGGACACCCUAAAAUUUAUAAUUAAAAUGCCAGUCAAACCUGUGGCGGUUGUGUGGCUGUGCUUUCUUGGUGCCUGUAGAUCACAUAUGAACAUAGGUUUAGGAGUAUUUACAGCAACACUGCUUAUUGAUUUGGAUCCCAUAAAUGCCGCGCCUUAUGUUCUUCUCUCAAACAUGUACGCAGAAGUGGGCAGAUGGGCUGAGGUUCAAAUGGUAAGGAGAUUGAUGAAAGAUAAAGGAAUUAAAAAGAUCCCUGGAUGUAGUUGGAUUGAAGCCCAUAAAAUAGUACAUGUCUUUUGUGUAGCAGACAGAUCACAUCCACAGACACAAGAAAUCUAUGCAAAGUUGGAUAAAUUGACAUGGGAGAUGAAGGCAGCAGGGCAUUUUCCAGAUUCAAGACAUUUACUUAAUGAUGUGGAAGAGGAAGAAAAAGAAUUAUUUCUCUGCCAUCAUAGUGAAAAGUUGGCAAUUGCAUUUGGUUUAUUAAACACAACCCCUGGAACAACUAUUAGGGUUGUUAAAAACCUUCGAGUAUGUGCUGAAUGCCAUACUGCAACGAAAUUUAUCUCCAAGAUUGUUGGAAGAGAAAUUGUUUUGAGAGAUGUAAACCGUUUCCAUCAUUUUAAACAGGGAGAGUGUUCUUGUGGAGAUUACUGGUGAUGUUAAAUGAAGCAAUCUGAAAAAUAGGUUGCACUAUUAUAAUGUUCACACCAUGGCAGACCUGCAAUAAUAAUGAAGGGAGAAUGUUUUAUUUUCA
Cryptomeria japonica (Japanese cedar) is the source of this 2617-nucleotide messenger RNA. RefSeq names its product pentatricopeptide repeat-containing protein At3g24000, mitochondrial-like. NCBI's taxonomy places the organism in Eukaryota, Viridiplantae, Streptophyta, Pinopsida, Cupressales, Cupressaceae. Gene Ontology annotation, molecular function: RNA binding; zinc ion binding; protein binding. The record is from RefSeq and is a predicted model, not a curated record. Gene Ontology annotation, biological process: RNA modification. The transcript has a single exon. The coding region runs from base 376 to 2520 and encodes 714 amino acids.